AUGGCAAAAAAACGUGCACAUAAAACACUGUCAUUAGCUGAUAAGCUUAAAAUAAUAGAAGAAGUAAAUCGUGGACAAUCAGGAAAAGUUUUAGCAAAGAAAUUUGGUGAAGGAGCUUCAACAAUUUGCGACAUAAAAAGAAAUACUGAAAAUAUUAAAAGAUUUGCUGAGAAUUCUGAUGCCAAACUUUUAAAUCAGCGCAAGACACUCAAAUCAGGAGAGAAUGAAGAAUUAGAGAUUAAGUUGUAUGCUUGGUUUGAAGAGAAGCGGUCACGGCAUCAAACCAUUUCAGCAGAAAUUUUACGACAAAAAGCUAAAUCACUUCAUCAAAAAAUGUAUCCGAAUCAAUCAUUUCACGCUAGUGACGGAUGGUUGCAAAAUUUUAAGAAGCGAUUUUCUGUGCGAACUUUGAAAAUAUGCGGCGAAUCCUUAUCUGCUAGAUCUGAUCUUGUACCUGAUUUGCAAAAUAAGCUCUAUGACAUUAUCGAGACUGAAAAUCUGAUUGUCGACCAAAUUUACAAUGCUGAUGAGUCUGGACUCUUUUGGAAAAUGUUUCCAAAAAAAUCUUUAGUACAUUGUAAAGAAAAGUCUGCUCCUGGUACCAAAAUGAGCAAAGAGAGAAUCACAUUCUUGUGCUGUGCUAACAAAUCUGGAACUCACAAGCUUAACAUUGCUGUGGUAAAAGACCAUCAAAUUGAAAAUACUUUGCCCAAAAAAGCUUUAUUGUUACUGGAUAAUGCGAAGUGUCAUGGAGAGCCGCUGGUAUCUGAAUGCGGGCAAUAUAAAACUAUGUUUUUACCCCCAAAUUGUACUAGUAUUAUUCAACCCAUGGAUCAGAACGCGAUACGACUAACUAAGCUGUUUUACAAGAAAGAUCUCUUGUGUGAACUGAGGUGGGCUUCAGAUGAUAACAUCCCUCUAUCACUGUUACAACAAGAGUUGCCAGAGAAUGAUCGUGUUGAAGAAACAGAUGAAUUUCGCACAAUAACCAACUUAUUUCACCGCAACAAUGACGUGCAUAUUUCUGAAGAUGAAGUUCUUAGCUGGAUUAUGAACUCUGACAAUACUUCGUGUAGUAGUUCAGAGUCAGACACAGAAAAUGAGCCUUUAAUUACGAAACACGUUAAAAAUCGUGAAGCUCUGCAGGCCUUAAAUAUUUCAAUAGAUUGGGCAAAGGAACGAGGUCUGCAAUCAGAUUACAUAUUAAUGCUAAAAGAAUUGCGGAACAAGGCUUUAGAAGCAUGUGCACUGAAAGACAAGCAAACCUACAUCACUAAUUAUCUACGUUAA
Anastrepha ludens (Mexican fruit fly) is the source of this 1290-nucleotide messenger RNA. Its product is annotated as jerky protein homolog-like. Lineage: Eukaryota; Metazoa; Arthropoda; Insecta; Diptera; Tephritidae. The transcript is spliced from 4 exons. The record is from RefSeq and is a predicted model, not a curated record. Gene Ontology annotation, molecular function: DNA binding. The coding region runs from base 1 to 1290 and encodes 429 amino acids. Gene Ontology annotation, cellular component: nucleus.